UCAAAAAACAUAGUUAAACCAUGGUUAGUGUAGUUAAACCAUGGUUUUGCUGAUAGUAAUCAAUACACCAAAAUACCAUGGUUACUACAAUUUUACCACAAUAAAACCAAGGUUAAUUUUUGUAAGGGAAGACCUUGUCGACCAUGACUUAACUAGAAGUAGCUUUAAAUUAUUGUUACUGCAGCAAAACCGUGGUUAAAUUAGAAAGUUACAAUGAUAUUUUGGCGGAAGCUGACGUUACCAUGGUAAAUGUUCAGACUAGUUAAAAGCAAUAGUUUAGAUUCCUCCCGUAUAUCUGAAGGGUGUGUCGAGAUAGAGAAGAACCGACACGUGAUCAGAAGUUACUGCACACAGAUCAGCACAAACUUGUGUUUUCUUUCAUUCUUUGCCAUUUCUGGUCGAUUUAAGGUGAACCCACCUGGAUUCGAAUUAUCCACUAUUAUCCACUACAGGAAACCAAGACUGACACGCAUAUUUUUGGCAAUCAAACUUUUGAAGAAUGGCCGAACAACUACAGAAAAUUGCACAGAAGAAGGAUGUCGUGGAGACCGUGAUGGAAGUAUUUGAGCAGGGAGCCGAAGUGAUAGCCAGCGUCGCUGGAGAUAUUUUCCCUGUUUUUUCCAUCGUGGCUCCUAUUGUAAAGCUGGCGCUGGAUAACGUAGAGAGCAAAGAGGCACAGUACAUGACAGAACAGUUUCAGAAGGUACGAGAUCGCCUCGAAGCCGUUUCCGAAGAGAUCCAGCAGAUCAACGAUGAGAUCAAAAGAAGCGGGAUAGAUGAUACCUACUUCUCUGUGGAAGAGAACCUGCUCAACCAGUUCCGCAAAUUUAUGGAGGUCCUCAAUGCCAAACCUAAAUUCAGAGAAGUCAGAAAGAAGACUUUUCUGGAGCACUUUAAGAAGACAGGCGGUGACAACAACCUCCACAAACUGUAUAAUGCGGUAACAGGAGAUAAUUUCUCAGGAGAGUCUGUGCUGGAGAUCACGCUAAACUAUGAGCAGAAGAGCCGCAGACCGGUGGAGGAAUUUUGUGCUAUGCUAAAGCAACUGUUUUGCAUCGGUUUGAUAGCUUUAGUGGGACACGCAAGUCUGGAAGGCUAUGGUGAGGAAGAGAAGUUGCUUCAAGAGUGGGGCGAGAAGAUGAAAGUGGUCCAGUCUAAAAUGAUCGUUGUUAUCGAAGACUGCAUCAACAGCUUUCCCACGCAGGCUGAGCUGGACUCCAAACGUAUCGUGAGAGACCACAGCGACAAAAGCAACCAGCAACUGGCUGACAUGUUAAUCGAACAUUUGAAAAAGAAAUACGACUGGGUGUGCUGGUCGGUCCGUGUCUUUAACUCUCCUACGGGCAUGUUCACCAGUAAGAAAGACUUUCAUGGUUUGACGGGAAAGAGUCGAUUUCAGGUGCCGACAUCUGAUGACAAGUUAAACGUUGUGAUCUCGUACAGCGCCUCACCUGAACCCGUACGUAAAGACCAGAUACAGAAUCUGAUCUCGGAACAGAAGAAGCCCGCCAUGACGGCGAUGGCCGAACAGCUUUUUGAGACGAUCCCUGUUUGUGUGGUUCAUACGGUCAAGAGCUCAUGUAAAGAUUUGGGCUUCUCCUGUAGCUUCUCUGAUGAGCUGCACUACUAUGAAGAGUUUAAGAAUUUCUGUGUUUUUCUUCAUUCUGCCUAAAGCCAGCAGGAAAAAAUAAUGUCAUGGUCAACAGCUAAACAGAUGUUUGCAACAUGAUACUUUAGUAAACCUUAAAAUGACAAUACGUAACCAUUAUGUGGUUAUGACUUAAGGGCCAAAACAUAUUUUUGUGACAACUGCGAGUUUAAAAGCUCUGAGUGAUAUACUAUUCACUUUCUUUUUAUACAUUUUUAAAUAGUCAUGUUUCUAUCCAUGCUUCUCUAAAGUUGUAAAUCAGUGGUUUUCAAACGUUUUGCCCUGCAAGCCCCCCUCCCACCGUGUAUUCCUUUGCGCCCUACACAAUUUAUUAUUUUAAUAAUUGUUAAUUAAUAAUUCCUUUGAAAUCUGGAUUUAUUAUAAAAAAGUAUUUUAUAAAAUGUCAUAAACUGCCCCCGGCACCAUCUUGCGCCUCCCGAGGGGGGCGCGCCCCAUGGUUUGAGAACCACUGCUGUAAAUAAAUACUUUUAUUAUUUAAAUUAUGUAAUUUUAUAUUUCCAAAAUUCAAAUCUUUGAAAGCUAUUCAAAGUGCUCAACAAUAGCAUAAAGGUAAUCUAGUUACUCAUGAGAACAAUUGAGAAGCUCAGAUGCAAAACCGCUAAACGCAGCCCAGUCACACGAAAUUACGUACCUAUAGUCACGUAUUUUUUGUUUAAUUAUUUUUCGUGAUAAUGUCACAAGUCUUUUUGUGAUCGUAUCACGAAUUUCUGUUUAUGUGUCAUUGUCACGUAUUGGUUACUCAACUGUUUGGUCCUAUUUUCUUACCAUUGUCGCUUCGGUUUAGGGUUAGAUUGACAUAAAAUGACAUCCUUACCCAAACCCAACUCUAACCCUAACGCCAGGCGACAAUGUUUUGAAAUUAAAAAAUAAAUCAGAAAAAAUUGUAUAAACCAAUACUUAAAGUGACAUCCUAACGCAAAAACCAAAUCUAACCCUACAUCGAAGCGAAAAUGGUUUGAAAAUAGGAAAAAGCAGUUGAGUAACCAAUACGUGACAAUGACUCAUAAAUAGAAAUUCAUGAUUCGAUCACGAAAAAACGUGAAAAUUCGUGAUCAUAUUCGUAAAAGAAUCAAUGCAAAAUGACCAUGGUCCCUUGUGACUAUUUGAAUGUAAAUACCUAAUAUCUGGUUCAGUUUCUUCAUUUUUACAUUCUGUGAGGUUUUUGCCAAAAAAAGCUUGCACCACUUAGAGGGUUUUGCAGUGAAAGACAGUCAAAUUUGUUAAAUACAAAUAAAUUGACAUUUGUGUAAAUAAGGCCUUUCAAUUUCUGACUAAUAACCUUUUUAUUGCCAUUUAAGUGAACCUUAACAUAAAAGCCUCAUAAAAAUGCUCAUUUACAAAAAACAUGCAGACGCACUUAAGGGUUUUACAUCUGAAGUCUUCAAUUGUGCAUUUUGAGAAAAAAAUAUAUGUGCUUUGUAUGUUUGAACAGAUUUUGGUCAUAGUCACACAUUUACCCUUAUUUAAGGCUUUUUCAAAACUGACACAUUACUUCAUCUAUUUCUGAUCUAAACUAAACUGUUUUUGGCUGCUUUACACGUUGGUCAGAUCUGUGGAAGUGGGGGUUUCUAGUAUAGAAUAAACUGCAAAGGGUUGUCGGGCUAUGCAAGAGUGAGGUAGAUGUAUGAAGAGAUGUAUGCACAUCAUACAAUCAUGUGCUCUUUUAUUUUAGUGCAGACCAGCUAUAUCUUUCCUGUAGUCUUGCAGUAAAAUAUCGAACAUUAAAGUUAUCUCGAAAUUAAAA
Molecule: messenger RNA, 3413 nt
Organism: Paramisgurnus dabryanus
Lineage: Eukaryota; Metazoa; Chordata; Actinopteri; Cypriniformes; Cobitidae
Product: protein rapunzel-like
Source: RefSeq, a predicted model, not a curated record